AUGUGCGAUGCAAGGAGCCUCUGCAACCUCAACAUCACCUGGUCAUGGCACCCUUGCAUCAUUCCUCCAGACUGUGACACUGCAACGUCCUCAGGGAUCUCUAUGGGCGAUCAAAGACAGGCUACCCUCUGCGAAAUCGGCCAACGACGGAUGGACGCGCUAAAACAAAGACUUUCCACCAAAGGGAAAGACGAUGCCCAGUGUCCACUACGUUUCCAAUCGCUGCGCGAGCGAGGGCCUGCGGAUGGGAGCUCCCGGCCUCAAUAUAACCCCAGUGGAAACGACAUGAGUAUCACCGAGGUGUUAGGGCCUUUCGACGAACACCCCACGCCGAGCUCCGACGAGCAACGUUGGCGUGCUAAAAGUGUAUAA
This is a messenger RNA of Parascedosporium putredinis, 372 nucleotides long. NCBI's taxonomy places the organism in Eukaryota, Fungi, Ascomycota, Sordariomycetes, Microascales, Microascaceae. The record is from the annotation of a GenBank genome assembly.